UCAAGAAAAAGGUUACAUAGACAAACACAACAACGACAAACCAAAGCACAUUGCUCCGAAAACAACGUUAGGAGAAACAGCACUCCAAACUUUGACGCAACGCCCAUCACCACCACCAACCGCCCACCAAUGUCCGCCGCCACCUGCCUUUUCACUCCUUCCUCUUUCCCAUCCUACUCUCCUCUCCCUAGGACCACCCCUAAAUUCUCCAACACUUUCCCUCUCCACCUUCAUCUCCGCCUUUCCUCCUCCUCCAUCAGUCUCCGCCACCGCCAACCUUCCCCGUUCUUAACCUUCUCUACCCUCCCCGGCGGCGAUGGUGGCGACAUUAACAGCAGCAACAACAACAACUCAGGUGGUGGCGGUGGAAACAAUGACAAUGGAAAAGGCAAGGGUGGUGAUGAGAAUGCGGGUGAUAAGAACAGGAAAGAGACGAUGAUUGUACUGGCGGAGGCAGGGAGGUCAAUGGAGAGUUUGCCGAAGGACUUGGCGGCAGCGAUCCAAGCUGGGAGGAUUCCUGGAUCGGUUAUAGAGAGGUACUUGGGGCUUGAAAAGUCGGGGUUUAUGCGGUGGUUGAUGCAGUUCGGUGGGUUUAAAGAAAGGCUUUUGGCUGAUGAUCUUUUCUUAGCUAAAGUUGCCAUGGAGUGUGGUGUUGGGAUCUUCACCAAGACUGCUGCAGAAUAUGAACGUCGCAGAGAAAACUUUUUCAAGGAGCUUGAAAUUGUCUUUGCAGAUGUGGUAAUGGCCAUAAUUGCAGAUUUCAUGCUUGUUUAUCUUCCUGCUCCUACUGUCUCUCUCCGGCCUCCUCUUGCAGUCAGUGCCGGAGCUAUUUCCAAGUUCUUCUAUGGCUGCCCUGAUAAUGCUUUUCAGGUUUCUCUCCCUGGGACUUCGUAUUCACUUUUGCAGAGAUUAGGUGCAGUAAUGCGUAAUGGGGCAAAGCUUUUUGCAGUAGGCACUGCUUCUUCACUGGUUGGCACAGCUGUCACAAAUGCGUUGAUUAAUGCAAGAAAGGCUGUUGAUAAGUCUUCCACAGCCGAAGUUGAAAAUGUGCCCAUACUAUCCACUAGUGUUGCCUAUGGUGUAUAUAUGGCAGUUUCUAGCAACCUCAGGUACCAAGUGCUGGCUGGUGUUAUCGAACAGCGGAUUUUAGAGCCUUUGCUACACCAGCACAAGCUUAUAUUGAGUGCAAUAUGCUUUGCUGUUCGAACAGGCAAUACGUACUUGGGUUCUCUAUUGUGGGUGGAUUAUGCUCGCUUGGUGGGUAUUCAGAAGGCUCACGAAGAGAACACUGCAUUGGAUUGAUUUAUGCUGUAAAAUUAUCCAUGGUUGGAACUAUCAGUGCUGUUUCCCAUCUCAGUUCCAUGAAAGGAGGUUUGCUGGUCUCAUAGUUCAGGAAUGGGAAGCUUGGCUCCCGCGGUAGGUUUCGUUGAAUACGAAUACACUGUCUACAUCAUGGCUGAGCAGACGGUUCAAUAGUUUGAAUUUUCUUAUGUUUGUCAUUCCAAUUAUAAUAUGUAUUUUAAGGUUUCAGUUUCAGUUUUCAUUUUUUUAAAAUUCUUUUUCUACUUUCCGCCGCGGUUGUUUGCGUUGGCCCCUGAUUUAGGAUAGCCUACCCAUUGGGGGUAAAAUGAAUUCUCUCCUCAAGUUUCAGUGGUAGAGACCUUUUAAUAUAAACGGAAGGUUUUUCCUA
Molecule: messenger RNA, 1690 nt
Organism: Durio zibethinus
Lineage: Eukaryota; Viridiplantae; Streptophyta; Magnoliopsida; Malvales; Malvaceae
Product: protein RETICULATA-RELATED 4, chloroplastic-like
Source: RefSeq, a predicted model, not a curated record